This is a messenger RNA of Gordionus sp. m RMFG-2023, 543 nucleotides long. RefSeq names its product anaphase-promoting complex subunit 10-like. Gene Ontology annotation, biological process: anaphase-promoting complex-dependent catabolic process; protein K11-linked ubiquitination. Lineage: Eukaryota; Metazoa; Nematomorpha; Gordioida; Chordodea; Parachordodidae. Bases 1 to 543 code for a protein of 180 amino acids. The record is from RefSeq and is a predicted model, not a curated record. The transcript is spliced from 3 exons. Gene Ontology annotation, cellular component: anaphase-promoting complex.
AUGAAUACUAAUAUAUUGAGUAAUUCCACUGUUCUGCCAAAUAAUUUAGUAGAUUUAACUCUUGUAGGUGUUUGGAAUGUAUCCUCUUACAAAAUAGAUCAUGGUGUUAAAAAUUUAAAAGACAAUAAUUUAGAAACAUUUUGGCAAUCCAGUGGACCACAACCUCAUUUUAUAGACAUUUCUUAUCCUUAUAGAGUUUCUAUAUCAAAAAUUUAUAUAUAUAUUGAUUAUAAAUUGGAUGAGAAGGCAUUCCAUCUAGACUUGAACCAACCAGCAUAUUUAUUGUCGAAGGAAAAUGUCCUUAAUCCCUUGGUCAAAGGGCCACUUACUGGUUUGGGACUUCCCCUUCAUUAUCCAAAUACACCAUCCAACCACCUCGCCCUUGCAGAAAUCCUGCUAAUCACCAAAAUACAGCACCAUAGAUACUUCUUACUCAUUUAUAAUCACCAGCUCCAUUAUUACCACCUUAACGGGAGCAGAUUUGCUAAAAGAUUGAUUAGCUUAUGGAAUCAUUUAUCUUACAACAAAGACAUGCUACCAUGA